Molecule: messenger RNA, 2084 nt
Organism: Nymphaea colorata (pocket water lily)
Lineage: Eukaryota; Viridiplantae; Streptophyta; Magnoliopsida; Nymphaeales; Nymphaeaceae
Product: serine carboxypeptidase-like 18
Exons: 14
Coding region: 161-1708 (515 amino acids)
Biological process (GO): secondary metabolic process; proteolysis
Molecular function (GO): serine-type carboxypeptidase activity; acyltransferase activity, transferring groups other than amino-acyl groups
Source: RefSeq, a predicted model, not a curated record
AGGGGAAGAAGAGGAAGAAAGGUAGCUGCAGCCUGCAGGAAAUGAAGGGCGGAGGAACUGGUAAGAAAGUUGGGUGGCGUUUGCAGGAGAGAGGAGUAGAUGCCUACCCAAACCUUUGCGAGGCGGAAGACGAGGAUGGGAAGAAGGGACAGUAAAGUGCAUGUAUAUAUGCUUGGUGGGGAGGACAAAGAGCUCCACUGUCGCAGAAGAAAUUAGCCAACGCCUUUACAGACAGAAUGAGAUCUAUGUAAUCUCCUGUUUCUCAGAUCUCUCUCUCUCUCUCUCUCUGAUCUCUCUCUUGAAGCCAUUAAUGGCGGCAGUAGUGGGUCUGGUUCUUCUGGUGGGUUCUCUCUUGUGGCUUCAUGGCUGCAGUCAGUAUGCCUUGGGAGAGCAGAGAGUGACGACCUUGCCUGGCUACGACGGCGAACUUCCCUUCGAAUUAUACACAGGGUACAUAACAGUGAACGAGACAACUUCCAACAACUUGUUUUAUUACUUCAUCAAGUCUGAAAGGAACGCAACGGAGGAUCCACUAAUUUUCUGGCUAACCGGAGGACCUGGCUGCUCUGGCCUCAGUGCCAUAGCCUUUGAGAUAGGUCCCAUGCGGUUUAAAUGGGAAGAAUACACUGGAGGCGUGCCGUCUUUGAUGUACCAUCCCUAUGGAUAUACAAGGAUUGCCAAUGUUAUUUUCGUGGACUCGCCGACGUUCACCGGCUAUUCAUAUUCAAAUUCCAGUUCUGAUUAUGAGACCAGCAAUUCCGCAAACGUAGAAGAAGAUUAUGUGUUCCUAAAGAAGUGGCUUGAAAUGCACCCAGAGUUCCAAUCCAACCCAUUGUACAUUGCUGGGGACUCCUACUCUGGCAUGAUCAUUCCGGCUGUUACUUAUAAAGUUGUGCAAGAUAUUGAAAACGGGACAGGUGACAUUUUUAAUCUAAAGGGCUAUUUUGGUGGCAACCCAACUACAGACGACUACUUUGAUGCAUGCCAAGUACCACAGGCUCGCGGAAUGGCCCUCAUUCCAGAAGACUUAUAUAAGCUAACCAAGGAGAGCUGCAACGGGGAAUACUACACUCCACCAAACGAGAACUGCACUAAGAAUCUUGAGCUUGUAGAUGAGUUAAUUGUGCAGAUUAACGAACAAAACAUACUGGAGGUGUAUUGUGGCUUCUAUUGGUCGCCCAAACGGAGGCCGAGAGUCGUGUCCAGGCGUGCACAAUACGAGUUUGAAUCUGUUCAUGACUUCUCAUCCUUGAUUCCUCCCUUAAAUUGCAGGGAGUACACGUACUAUCUAAGCUAUGUUUGGGCGAACAAUGAGACCGUCCAAGAGGCACUUCACGUCCGAAAUGGAACAGUGAGCGAGUGGCAGAGAUGCAGCACAACCAUCACCUACAACAAAGAGUGGGCGAGUGUCAUCGAGUACCACCGUGCUCUCCUCACUAAAGGAUAUCCUGCUCUUUUCUACAGUGGUGAUCACGAUAUGGUGGUGCCCUACAUUGGGACAGAGGGUUGGAUCAGUUACCUCAACUUAACCAUAUCUGAAGAAUGGCACCCUUGGCUUGUCGAAAACCAAGUUGGAGGGUACACAAAGAAAUACUUACCCAAUGUUACCUAUGCCACGGUGAAGGGUGCGGGACACACAGCUCCAGAAUACAAACCUAAGGAGGUUUACAACAUGUAUGAGAGGUGGCUAACACAGAAGCCUCUCUGACCACUUCUCUCUUAAGCGGAAGCCUCUUUAAUCACCUCUCGCUCUCUCUCUCUGGUGAUUAUUGUCUUUUUUGCAAGGCAAAUUUUCGCCUAUGCAAUAAUAUUUUUAUGUGCAUUUUUCUGCACGAGUUCGCUAUUAUUUAUUAGACAGAACGCUGCUGGAGAUGCUCUGAUGUAAUGCAUGAAACAUUGCAGCAUUUUUGUGGUUUUCAGAAUUCUCUUUCCGGAUUUUUGCAUUCAGUCAUGGUCAGCAUGCCUGAACAUAGAAUCCAGACUUUUCAUUUCUCUGCACCUUUCACCAGUAUUUGAUGGUGAAUUUGUUAAUGAAGUUCGAUUAAUUUCAAGGUAAAACAAAUUCAAAGGGAAAAGUUCUAUAA